Messenger RNA from Fukomys damarensis (Damara mole-rat), 1004 nucleotides. RefSeq names its product olfactory receptor 10A5. Bases 1 to 963 code for a protein of 320 amino acids. Gene Ontology annotation, molecular function: olfactory receptor activity; G protein-coupled receptor activity. The record is from RefSeq and is a predicted model, not a curated record. The transcript has a single exon. Gene Ontology annotation, biological process: G protein-coupled receptor signaling pathway. Gene Ontology annotation, cellular component: membrane. Lineage: Eukaryota; Metazoa; Chordata; Mammalia; Rodentia; Bathyergidae.
AUGUCUGGCUCUGAGCCCAUGAUGAGUGGGAACCAGUCCCUCUGCAUUAAAUUCACAUUUUUGGCUUUUUCUUCACUAGCAGAGUUACAACCUGUACUCUUCAUGGUGUUCUUAAUAGUCUACUUAUUUACGCUGGGAGGAAACCUCAUCAUCAUCUGUCUGAUUUGGGUCACCCCAUCCCUGCACACUCCCAUGUAUUUCUUCCUGGUGAACCUCUCCUUUUUGGAGAUGUGCUACAUCACCAGUGUGGUUCCUCAGAUGCUGGUGCACCUGCUGGUGGAGACCAAGACCAUAAGUGUGGGGGCCUGUGCAGCCCAGAUGUAUGUAUUUACCAUCUUGGGCCUGACAGAAUGCUGCCUGCUAGCAGCCAUGGCUUAUGACCGCUUUGUAGCUAUUUGUUACCCACUUCACUACACUGUCCGGAUGAGCCCUCCUGUCUGUUUGAAAUUGGCUGCAGCAUCAUGGAUCACCGGAGGGGUCGUGGAGUCAGCUCAGACCACCUGGAUCUUCAGACUGCCCUUCUGUGGGACAGGAAAGAUUGAGCACUUUUUUUGUGACAUCAUGCCUGUAGUGAAACUGGCUUGUGUGGAUACUUCUCACAAUGAGAGAGUGCUGUUUGCUGUCUCCAUGGUCUUUAUUAUGGGUCCUUGUCUUCUCAUUCUGUGCUCCUAUGUGCGUAUCAUUGUGAGCAUCUUCAGGAUCCCUUCAGCAACUGGCAGACACAAAGCUUUCUCCACAUGUUCCUCUCAUGUCCUGGUUGUUUCUCUGUUCUUUGGCACAGCCUUGUUCACUUAUCUCCAACCCAAGGCUGCGCACACUCCAGACACAGACAAGACCACUGCACUCAUGUACACGGUGGUCACACCUGCUCUGAAUCCUGUCAUCUAUACUUUGAGGAACAAGGAAGUGAAGGAAGCCUUUCACAGGAUAACACACAAGAAUCCACUUAGACAAAUGGUUUAAUCCAUCCCCUGUAGCUCUAAAUUUUACUAUUUUGCAGUUGU